AUGGAACCUAAAACAAUGACGUUGAAUGCAAAACAAAAGGUGGGUGGGGGGGGUCUGGGGGCUCGGGGGGGUGGGGGGGCGGGGGGCCGGGCGGGGGCGGAGUGCGUAGGGGGGGUUUGGGGGGGGGGGGGGGGGGAGGGGGGCGGGGGGGGGGGGGGGGGGGGGGGGCGGGGGGGGGGGGGGGGGGGCGGGGGGGCGGGGGGGCGGGGGGGGGGGGGGGGGGGGGGGGGGGGGGGGGGGGGGGGGGGGGGGGGGGCGGGGGGAGGGGGGGGGGUGGGGGGGGGGGGGGGGGGGGGGGGGGGGGGCGGGGGGGGGGGGGGGGGGGGGGGGGGGGGGGGGGGGGGGGGGGGGGGGGGGGGGGGGGGGGGGGGGGGCGGGGGGGGGGGGGGGGGGGGGGGGGGGGGGGGGGGGGGGGGGGGGGGGGGGGGGGGGGGGGGGGGGGGGGGGGGGGGCGGGGGGGGGGGGGGGGGGGGGGGGGGGGGGGGGGGGGGGGGGGGGGGGGGGGGGGGGGGGGGGGGGGGGGGGGGGGGGGGGGGGGGGGGGGGGGGGGGGGGGGGGGGGGGGGGGGGGGGGGGGGGGGGGGGGGGGGGGGGGGGGGGGGGGGGGGGGGGGGGGGGGGGGGGGGGGGGGGGGGGGGGGGGGGGGGGGGGGGGGGGGGGGGGGGGGGGGGGGGGGGGGGGGGGGGGGGGGGGGGGGGGGGGGGGGUGGGGGGGGGGGGGGGGGGGGGGGGGGGGGGGGGGGGGGGGGGGGGGGGGGGGGGGGGGGGGGGGGGGGGGGGGGGGGGGGGGGGGGGGGGGGGGGGGGGGGGGGGGGGGGGGGGGGGGGGGGGGGGGGGGGGGGGGGGGGGGGGGGGGGGGGGGGGGGGGGGGGGGGGGGGGGGGGGGGGGGGGGGGGGGGGGGGGGGGGGGGGGGGGGGGGGGGGGGGGGGGGGGGGGGGGGGGGGGGGGGGGGGGGGGGGGGGGGGGGGGGGGGGGGGGGGGGGGGGGGGGGCGGGGGGGGGGGGGGGGGGGGGGGGGGGGGGGGGGGGGGGGGGGGGGGGGGGGGGGGGGGGGGGGGGGGGGGGGGGGGGGGGGGGGGGGGGGGGGGGGGGGGGGGGGGGGGGGGGGGGGGGGGGGGGGGGGGGGGGGGGGGGGGGGGGGGGGGGGGGGGGGGGGGGGGGGGGGGGGGGGGGGGGGGGGGGGGGGGGGGGGGGGGGGGGGGGGGGGGGGGGGGGGGGGGGGGGGGGGGGGGGGGGGGGGGGGGGGGGGGGGGGGGGGGGGGGGGGGGGGGGGGGGGGGGGGGGGGGGGGGGGGGGGGGGGGGGGGGGGGGGGGGGGGGGGGGGGGGGGGGGGGGGGGGGGGGGGGGGGGGGGGGGGGGGGGGGGGGGGGGGGGGGGGGGGGGGGGGGGGGGGGGGGGGGGGGGGGGGGGGGGGGGGGGGGGGGGGGGGGGGGGGGGGGGGGGGGGGGGGGGGGGGGGGGGGGGGGGGGGGGGGGGGGGGGGGGGGGGGGGGGGGGGGGGGGGGGGGAGGGGGGGGGGGGGGGGGGGGGGGGGGGGGGGGGGGGGGGGGGGGGGGGGGGGGGGGGGGGGGGGGGGGGGGGGGGGGGGGGGGGGGGGGGGGGGGGGGGGGGGGGGGGGGGGGGGGGGGGGGGGGGGGGGGGGGGGGGGGGGGGGGGGGGGGGGGGGGGGGGGGGGGGGGGGGGGGGGGGGGGGGGUGGGGGGGGGGGGGGGGGGGGGGGGGGGGGGGGGGGGGGGGGGGGGGGGGGGGGGGGGGGGGGGGGGGGGGGGGGGGGGGGGGGGGGGGGGGGGGGGGGGGGGGGGGGGGGGGGGGGGGGGGGGGGGGGGGGGGGGGGGGGGGGGGGGGGGGGGGGGGGGGGGGGGGGGGGGGGGGGGGGGGGGGGGGGGGGGGGGGGGGGGGGGGGGGGGGGGGGGGGGGGGGGGGGGGGGGGGGGGGGGGGGGGGGGGGGGGGGGGGGGGGGGGGGGGGGGGGGGGGGGGGGGGGGGGGGGGGGGGGGGGGGGGGGGGGGGGGGGGGGGGGGGGGGGGGGUGGGGGGGGGGGGGGGGGGGGGGGGGGGGGGGGGGGGGGGGGGGGGGGGGGGGGGGGGGGGGGGGGGGGGGGGGGGGGGGGGGGGGGGGGGGGGGGGGGGGGGGGGGGGGGGGGGGGGGGGGGGGGGGGGGGGGGGGGGGGGGGGCGGGGGGGGGGGGGGGGGGGGGGGGGGGGGGGGGGGGGGGGGGGGGGGGGGGGGGGGGGGGGGGGGGGGGGGGGGGGGGGGGGGGGGGGGGGGGGGGGGGGGGGGGGGGGGGGGGGGGGGGGGGGGGGGGGGGGGGGGGGGGGGGGGGGGGGGGGGGGGGGGGGGGGGGGGGGGGGGGGGGGGGGGGGGGGGGGGGGGGGGGGGGGGGGGGGGGGGGGGGGGGGGGGGGGGGGGGGGGGGGGGGGGGGGGGGGGGGGGGGGGGGGGGGGGGGGGGGGGGGGGGGGGGGGGGGGGGGGGGGGGGGGGGGGGGGGGGGGGGGGGGGGGGGGGGGGGGGGGGGGGGGGGGGGGGGGGGGGGGGGGGGGGGGGGGGGGGGGGGGGGGGGGGGGGGGGGGGGGGGGGGGGGGGGGGGGGGGGGGGGGGGGGGGGGGGGGGGGGGGGGGGGGGGGGGGGGGGGGGGGGGGGGGGGGGGGGGGGGGGGGGGGGGGGGGGGGGGGGGGGGGGGGGGGGGGGGGGGGGGGGGGGGGGGGGGGGUGGGGGGGGGGGGGGGGGGGGGGGGGGGGGGGGGGGGGGGGGGGGGGGGGGGGGGGGGGGGGGGGGGGGGGGGGGGGGGGGGGGGGGGGGGGGGGGGGGGGGGGGGGGGGGGGCGGGGGGGGGGGGGGGGGGGGGGGGGGGGGGGGGGGGGGGGGGGGGGGGGGGGGGGGGGGGGGGGGGGGGUGGGGGGGGGGGGGGGGGGGGGGGGGGGGGGGGGGGGGGGGGGGGGGGGGGGGGGGGGGGGGGGGGGGGGGGGGGGGGGGGGGGGGGGGGGGGGGGGGUGGGGGGGGGGGGGGGGGGGGGGGGGGGGGGGGGGGGGGGGGGGGGGGGGGGGGGGGGGGGGGGGGGGGGGGGGGGGGGGGGGGGGGGGGGGGGGGGGGGGGGGGGGGGGGGGGGGGGGGGGGGGGGGGGGGGGGGGGGGGGGGGGGGGGGGGGGGGGGGGGGGGGGGGGGGGGGGGGGGGGGGGGGGGGGGGGGGGGGGGGGGGGGGGGGGGGGGGGGGGGGGGGGGGGGGGGGGGGGGGGGGGGGGGGGGGGGGGGGGGGGGGGGGGGGGGGGGGGGGGGGGGGGGGGGGGGGGGGGGGGGGGGGGGGGGGGGGGGGGGGGAGGGGGGGGGGGGGGGGGGGGGGGGGGGGGGGGGGGGGGGGGGGGGGGGGGGGGGGGGGGGGGGGGGGGGGGGGGGGGGGGGGGGGGGGGGGGGGGGGGGGGGGGGGGGGGGGGGGGGGGGGGGGGGGGGGGGGGGGGGGGGGGGGGGGGGGGGGGGGGGGGGGGGGGGGGGGGGGGGGGGGGGGGGGGGGGGGGGUGGGGGGGGGGGGGGGGGGGGGGGGGGGGGGGGGGGGGGGGGGGGGGGGGGGGGGGGGGGGGGGGGGGGGGGGGGGGGGGGGGGGGGGGGGGGGGGGGGGGGGGGGGGGGGGGGGGGGGGGGGGGGGGGGGGGGGGGGGGGGGGGGGGGGGGGGGGGGGGGGGGGGGGGGGGGGGGGGGGGGGGGGGGGGGGGGGGGGGGGGGGGGGGGGGGGGGGGGGGGGGGGGGGGGGGGGGGGGGGGGGGGGGGGGGGGGGGGGGGGGGGGGGGGGGGGGGGGGGGGGGGGGGGGGGGGGGGGGGGGGGGGGGGGGGGGGGGGGGGGGGGGGGGGGGGGGGGGGGGGGGGGGGGGGGGGGGGGGGGGGGGGGGGGGGGGGGGGGGGGGGGGGGGGGGGGGGGGGGGGGGGGGGGGGGGGGGGGGGGGGGGGGGGGGGGGGGGGGGGGGGGGGGGGGGGGGGGGGGGGGGGGGGGGGGGGGGGGGGGGGGGGGGGGGGGGGGGGGGGGGUGGGGGGGGGGGGGGGGGGGGGGGGGGGGGGGGGGGGGGGGGGGGGGGGGGGGGGGGGGGGGGGGGGGGGGGGGGGGGGGGGGGGGGGUGGGGGGGGGGGGGGGGGGGGGGGGGGGGGGGGGGGGGGGGGGGGGGGGGGGGGGGGGGGGGGGGGGGGGGGGGGGGGCGGGGGGGGGGGGGGGGGGGGGGGGGGGGGGGGGGGGGGGGGGGGGGGGGGGGGGGGGGGGGGGGGGGGGGGGGGGGGGGGGGGGGGGGGGGGGGGGGGGGGGGGGGGGGGGGGGGGGGGGGGGGGGGGGGGGGGGGGGGGGGGGGGGGGGGGGGGGGGGGGGGGGGGGGGGGGGGGGGGGGGGGGGGGGGGGGGGGGGGGGGGGUCUGAUCGCAGCGUGA
This is a messenger RNA of Dicrocoelium dendriticum, 4392 nucleotides long. The record is from the annotation of a GenBank genome assembly. NCBI's taxonomy places the organism in Eukaryota, Metazoa, Platyhelminthes, Trematoda, Plagiorchiida, Dicrocoeliidae.